Molecule: messenger RNA, 1255 nt
Organism: Apis dorsata (giant honeybee)
Lineage: Eukaryota; Metazoa; Arthropoda; Insecta; Hymenoptera; Apidae
Gene: Nrt
Product: neurotactin-like
Exons: 2
Coding region: 34-1113 (359 amino acids)
Source: RefSeq, a predicted model, not a curated record
AUAUAUAUAUAUAUAUAUAUACUAUAAUUUAUAAUGAUUUUUUUUUCAUAUUUCAGAUUGGGCAUUUUUGGGUUCUUAGCCACAGAGCCACUUUCAAGAACAUCACAUCCUCUCACAUCCGGAAAUUAUGGUUUAUCUGAUAUCAUAGCAGCUCUUCAAUGGGUUCAUCUUAAUAUCGAAAAUUUUGGCGGAAAUAAAUCAUCUGUAACUUUAUGGGGUCAUCGAGCUGGAGCAACUCUUGUAACAACUCUAGUUGGUAUUCGACGAACAAGAGAUCUUUUUCAGAGAGUAUGGAUCUCUAGCGGUAGUGCAAUAUUUCCUGGAAGAGAAUUGGAAUUUUCAGAAACACUUAAUGAGCUAUUUUUAAAUUCUACAAGAUGUAAUGAUGCCGCCUGUUUACGAAGCAAAAGUGCGGAAGAGAUCAUGGAUUCAGUUCCUGAGACUUGGCAUUUAGGAAACAUUGGUUUACCUGAAGCAAGAGAAGCAACAAUUAGAGAUAGAAGACACGAAUGGCUUGUACUUGAUCGUGCUAUUCUUCAAGAACCUGUAGGUCAAAUUUGGGCAAGAGAUGAAUUUUCAGUGAAAAUAGUAAUGGGCACCACUGCUCAUGCUGGAGCUCCUCUUAAAUAUCUUAUUUCUAAUAUUACUCUCAAUUCCACACAAGUAGAGAAAAUUGUAAAAGAAUCUUUAUUGGGCACAACAGGUUUAGCAGAUGAAGCUCUCAGACGUUAUAAUGCAACAUUGAGAGGUUUAUUAAGCAUGAUUUCGGACAUUCGUGUUAUAUGUCCAUUGCUAACAGUCGCUAGAAUGAAGACCAAUAUUCCAUUCUAUGUAGCAACGCAACCGCGAGGUCAGUUUGCAGAUCCCGAUAGUGAUGCUGCAGCAAUACUAGGAUCGUAUGCUGCUCGUACUCCUGCUGAAAAAAGACACGUAUCUGCUAUGCAACAGCUUUUUAAUCACUAUGUUUGGCACGGUGAAGUAGCUCAGACAAAUUCUAAUGGUGUGAAACGAGUUUUAAUUGUUGGUCAAGAUACGCUUCCCGAACGUGACUAUCCUAAUUGCGAUUUUUGGAUAGAAAAAAAUAUAGUUCCAUCUUAUGGUCGAGUCGAUUGAAUUUUUUUUUGGAAUUAUAUUUGAUGAACAUUCCAAGAUAUUUAGCAUAUUUAAAAUACUUUUAUACGAAGACAAUUUUGUUUUAUUAGCUUUUGCAAUCUAUAUUAUUCUUAUCAAUUUUAAAAGCAAAAAUAAUUGAAUU